AAUUUUCAGUCACAAAGUGAUCGUCAAGAUGAAAGGUUUGAAGUUUUUGUUUCUCUUUACGUUUGUUUUUGCUGACGAUCCAUGGUACAAGAACGCAAAUUAUUACCAAGUUUAUCCCCGAAGUUUUAAGGAUUCCGAUUCUAAUGGAAUUGGCGAUAUCCGAGGAGUUAUCGAAAAACUUCCGUAUUUACAUGAUCUUGGCAUGGAUGGAAUUUGGUUGAAUCCCAUAAUGAAAAGUCCUCAAGCAGAUGCGGGAUACGACAUUUCCGAUUAUCGCGAAAUUGAAUCGCUUUUUGGUACAAUGGAAGAUUUUUUGGAGCUUUUGAAUGAAGCAAAGCAACUUGGAAUGCAUUUAAUUAUGGAUUUUGUGCCGAAUCACACGAGCAACGAGCACGAAUGGUUCAUCAAAUCUGAAAAUGGAGAAGAAGGAUAUGAGGAUUAUUACAUUUGGCAUCCGGGGACGAGGGAUGAGAAUGGCGAUUUGAAGCCGCCGAAUGAAUGGGUCAGUGUUAUGGUUGGAAGUAUGUGGGAAUGGAGCGAAAAGCGACAAGCGUUUUAUUUUCAUCAAUUUUUGCCGCAACAACCCGAUCUUAACUAUCGCAAUCCAAAAGUAGUUGAAGAAAUGAAAAACGUGAUGAGAUUUUGGUUGGAAAAGGGAAUCUCAGGCUUUAGAAUCGAUGCUGUGCCUUGUCUUUUCGAAGUUUCGUCAGAUUCUCCUGAAUUUUAUCUUCAAGAACCUCCAAGCGGGGAAUGUGAUGAACCAACAUUAAGUUGUUAUUACAAGCACAUUUAUACCCAAAAUCAGAGUGAAACUUACGAUAUGGUUGCUGAAUGGCGCUCCGUUUUGAACGAAUUUUCCUCCAUUGAACCAAAAGUCAUGAUGUUAGAAGUUCUCGUGUCUCCUGAAGAUCUUCGUCGUUAUUACACACGCGGCGCAGAUAUUCCUUUCAACUUUGAGCCCCUUUAUACUUGGAAAGAAAAUCGAUCGGCUUGGGAGAUUCGUGUAUUUAUCGAAAACUAUUUGAAUCACAUUCCUGAUGGAAAUUCUCCAAAUUGGGUUCUUGGCAAUCACGAUAAUUCUCGUCUCGCCACGCGUCUCGGAGAAAAGCGAAUCGAUCUUUUUAAUAUUUUACUUCAAACAUUGCCCGGCAAUGCUGUUACUUACAACGGCGAAGAGUUUGGAAUGACAGAUGUUUUUAUUUCGUGGGAAGAUACGCAAGAUCCUCAAGCUUGCGCAACCAAUCGAACUUUUUAUACGCAGCGGACGAGAGAUCCUGCUCGUACGCCUUUUCAAUGGAAUUCGAAUAAAAAUGCGGGAUUCAGUGAUGCUGAAAAAACUUGGCUACCUGUAGGAUCAAAAUAUGUUGACGUUAAUGUUGAAAAGGAGCUCAAAUCAAGUAACAGUCAUUUGAAAAUCUUUAAAAAACUCGUGAGUUUACACAAACUUCCCGAAUUUCGUGAUGGAAAGUACGAAAGUUCUUCAGAUACAAGUCAAAAUGUCUUUUCGUACGUCAGAAGUCAUCCUGCAACUGAAAAUAUCUACAUCAUAGCAUUGAACUUUGGAAAAUCAGAUGUUACAUUAGACAUGAGAGAGCAAUUUCGAAACUUACCUUCUAACUUCAAAAUUGUAGUUGCUUCGUUGCAUACAAAUCUUUCCGAAGGAACAAAAGUCUCUAUUAAAAAAGUGACGAUUCCAGCUGAGGCGGGAGUAGUUUUUAUCUCCAAUGGAAAUGUAAUUUUUCUUUCGACGUUCUUGCAUAUUUUCCUAAUGAUUAUGUAUGGAAAUAUUUUGUCGCAAAUUAAAAAAAAAAUUUUAGUAUCUAUUUUUAUUAUAUUUUAGCAUUUUAUAGAAUUUCAAGUUCUUAAAUGUAAAAUAUUCAAGUAACAAUUGUUUCAAAUAAAUAUUACAAAU
This is a messenger RNA of Culicoides brevitarsis, 1912 nucleotides long. RefSeq names its product probable maltase. The record is from RefSeq and is a predicted model, not a curated record. The transcript is spliced from 4 exons. Lineage: Eukaryota; Metazoa; Arthropoda; Insecta; Diptera; Ceratopogonidae. Gene Ontology annotation, biological process: carbohydrate metabolic process. The coding region runs from base 29 to 1840 and encodes 603 amino acids.